AGCUGAUUUUAAAUAACCUAAAAUCGAAAGUCAAAACAAAUCGAAUUUAAUCUAACUCCAAAAGCAACCAAAUGAAUUCUAUUUAUUAAAUCUCUACUUAAGGAAUGCGUUAAAAUGAAAUCUACACUUCUUAGCCGCCUUCUUAGUCCUGCAACAGUUAAUCGAUGUAGAAAAAGCUAUCUACCUCGGGUUAGGUUCGCGCCGAGUCCUACUGGUUAUUUACAUCUAGGAGGUCUAAGGACAGCUUUAUAUAAUUAUUUGUUUGCUAAAUCUCAUCAAGGUGCUUUUCUUUUACGUAUUGAAGAUACUGAUCAAAAGAGGAAGGUGGAAGGUGCAGUUGAAGUGUUGAUAAAAGAUUUGCAGUGGGCAGGGGUAGAGUGCGACGAAGGUCCAGGCUUAGGGGGAAAAUAUGGACCAUAUGUACAAAGUGAGAGACUUGAAAUUUAUAAAGAUCACAUAGAAAAGCUUUUAGACAACGGCUCUGCGUACCGCUGCUUCUGUACAGAACGGAGGUUGAACUUAAUACGGAGAGAUGCCUUGAAGCAUCAGAGAGUACCCAAAUAUGACAAUCGCUGUCGGAGUCUUACUGAUGAGGAAAUUAAGGAGAAAAUUAAAGCAGGGACACCCUAUUGUAUUAGAUUCAAGCUGUCUUCAGACUGCCAGUCAUUCGAAGACCUGAUCUUCGGUGGGAUCGCCUAUGAUGUAUCACUAAACGAAGGUGACCCCGUACUGAUGAAGAGCGAUGGCUUCCCGACAUACCACUUCGCUAACGUGGUCGAUGACCAUUUGAUGGAAGUGACACAUGUGCUGAGGGGUGUGGAGUGGCAAAUAUCAACUACAAAGCAUUUGCUUAUAUAUAAGGCUUUCGGCUGGACACCACCGCAGUUCGGGCACCUCCCCCUCAUCAUCAACAGCGAUGGAACCAAGCUCAGCAAACGACAGGGAGACGUCACGGUCGAGGAUUACAAGAAAAACGGCGUGUUUCCCCUUGCGCUGGUGAAUUACAUAACGUUAUCUGGAGGUGGAUUCGAGCAUGUACCUGGUGCUGGAGUGUCUCUGAAGACCAUGGAAGAGCUGGCCAGUGAGUUCCAAAUCGGCAAGGUAUUGUUGCACCCCAGCCGUUUGAACCCCGAGCUCCUUCAAGAGUGCAACAGAUUAGAAAUGAAACGACAACUUUCCGACCCGGAUCUCUGUCAGUCAUUAGUGAGGAAAGUGCAGAAUUUAGUCAAACAGACAUACCCGAAUGAAAUCAUGGAUAUAAGCGACCAACAUGUAAGAAACGUUUUGAAAUGGGCUACGGCGCGCGUGACGAGAGUGGAGGACUUGGUUUCAACGAAAUUCGGUUUCCUCUGGAUUCUACCGUCAAAUAAUUUUGAAAUAGACAAAGAAUUGUUGAGGAAACUUCUGGAACAUUUAGAGAACGUCGACCGGUUUGAACAGGAUUUGUUGAAGAAUAAUCUCAGGGAGUUCGCGGUGAAUAACAAUGUGAAGUUUCCAAUGUUGAUGAAGAUGUUGAGAGGGUUGUUGAGUGGUCUGAGUGAGGGGCCGGGUGUGGCGGAAAUGAUGCAGUUGUUGGGCAAGGGACAGUCGUUAGAGAGAAUAAAGUCAAUUGUUAGAUAG
Amyelois transitella is the source of this 1620-nucleotide messenger RNA. RefSeq names its product probable glutamate--tRNA ligase, mitochondrial (gene GluRS-m). NCBI's taxonomy places the organism in Eukaryota, Metazoa, Arthropoda, Insecta, Lepidoptera, Pyralidae. The record is from RefSeq and is a predicted model, not a curated record. Gene Ontology annotation, molecular function: zinc ion binding; tRNA binding; glutamate-tRNA ligase activity. The coding region runs from base 115 to 1620 and encodes 501 amino acids. The transcript has 6 exons. Gene Ontology annotation, biological process: glutamyl-tRNA aminoacylation.